AUGAAUUCUGUUGAAGAUCCACAUAAAUCAACAGAUGAAGGCCUCGAUGCCAGGAUGUUGGGACGGACUGAAGUUUCAUCGAGUUCUGCACAACCAAUGGAGAUCAUGGGAACCCACAUGGAUUCCGUCGAUGCUUCGAAACGACCUGCUGACUCUACAGAACCAAAUGAGAUCGCCAGCAGAAAACAUAUGGAUUCUGUCGAUGUUAUGAGACUACCCAUGGACGUAUGCCCUGAGGCGAUGUUGGAACACACUGAAAAUUUGUCGGAUGUUACACCACUAAAGGACGAAAAGAGGCGGAAGACCAAUUUACAACAUAACAAACCCAAGAAAGCAAACAAAAUGGUUAUCCCACAAGAUUAUGUCUGCACUUCCGAAGAUAUAGAUGUUGUCAAGUUAAUCAUGUCUGCACCAAAAAAUACCAAGUUUGUGGACAUCGGUGAUGCGUUGUUAUCAAACAAUGACUUAGGAUGCCUUACGCAAGAUGGCAUGUUCUUGCACGAUGGUGUCAUAAAUGCUUACAUAUAUUGUAUAAGUGACCGUGGUCAUCUCCGGGAUAGAGCCGGUGGAAGGGUGCACCUAGAAAGCACGUUCGUAUCCAGCCGGCUAAAGAGACAUGGAGAAUGUGAGAUAGACCCAUCAGAUCAUCGCCGCAUUGUGGAACGGAUGGAUAAGUAUUUGAAGAAUGACAUGGUCUUCCUUCCGAUCAACGUUACUGCCUCUCAUUGGUAUGUAAUAGUUGUCAACGCGAAAAAACGUGUGAUUCAAGUGCUAGACUCACUUGGUGCUGUUGUAAAACGGAAUGACGUCACUCUUACAUUGAGAGGACUUGAGAAGCAUCUGAAGAUCGCAUCCCAAAAAAAGGACUUUAACAUAGGUGAAAAGUGGCGUGAUCUCAAUGUUACAAAAUGGCCAGUUAUAGAACAGUUUCCAGAGCCUAUGCAGACUGAUGGUGCAUCAUGUGGGUUGUUCAUGAUAAAUUUUAUGGAAUAUUGGACGGGCGAUAUGCUGACUGACCAUGUCAUACAGGAAGAUAUGAAUGAAUUCCGACCAAAAUUAGCCGCCAUAUUGUAUGAUUCAGAACUGAAUAAGAUAAAAGGUAGCCCGAUAUACGCACAAUCUGACAAAGAAGAAAAUGGAUCUGAUUCUGAUAUUGUGGUGCUGCCGAAUCCAAAGCGACCAUACUCAUCCGAUGUAGCCGAAGAUGAUAGAGUCAAAGAAAAGCGUCCUAUUCUGGUUCACAUGAUGCCCACGGAUCCACGCAUGUUAGUUCACGAGCUUUGCAAAUACAUCAUGUCAAUUCAAGACGCCAAACUUUUGGAGCAGGAAUGGGUUCGGAGUUCCAAACCUUAUCCUAUAGGCUUGAAUCUUAAGAAAAUCCAGGAAAUACUCAGAGUGGACAGGCCCAUGGACAAUGAUUGUUUCAACUUGGGAGUACGCAUAGUGGCAUGCGAUGAGAUCCUGCAGAUGGUAGAAACUGAUGUGCACUACAUGGAUCUACGUUUUUGUACGGCGAUGGUCGAUUCCACCCGAGGUCACAAGUGGCGAGUAAAGCCAAAUAUUCAAUCACUGGCAACAUUGUUUGAUAGUUGGCCUGGGACACCCUACAAAAUCUCUUCACGCAAAUUGGUUUUGCUUCCUUAUGCAUCCAGGGGACACUUUAACUUGUUCUCCAUUGAUAAGCAAGCAUCUUCUGUAUCUAUUUUGGAUCCUCUUUCGGUGUUUCCAUCUCUAGAGAGUAAAAUGGUUCGAUCUCACAACUUGCAAUUGAAGUUACAAAGAAUUGCAAUCUACCUAAGCGACGCACUCUCAUUAGCACAACCUGGUUGGGAUGCCGAUAUAUUUUCCUGGCCACGUACAUCACCAGUUGGUAUUCCAGAAAAUCCAGACAGUAAUGCGUCGGGUUAUUUCGUGUUUUACAUUAUGCUCUCAUGGAAUGGUAAAGAAUUGGUUCAUCCAAUAUGCACGGAUGGUUACGAGUUGCGGAAGAACUUUUUGAUACAUGUUCUCAAGUGUCAUGAAAAUGAAGCAGAAGAAAAUAUCCCUGCCAUUGUACACCAAUAUUUGAGAAGCAUCAAGGAGUAGAUAUUAGU
Messenger RNA from Lolium rigidum, 2093 nucleotides. RefSeq lists its product as uncharacterized. Gene Ontology annotation, cellular component: nucleus. Bases 1 to 2085 code for a protein of 694 amino acids. Gene Ontology annotation, biological process: protein desumoylation. The record is from RefSeq and is a predicted model, not a curated record. The transcript is spliced from 14 exons. NCBI's taxonomy places the organism in Eukaryota, Viridiplantae, Streptophyta, Magnoliopsida, Poales, Poaceae. Gene Ontology annotation, molecular function: deSUMOylase activity.